Messenger RNA from Alternaria alternata, 1587 nucleotides. Its product is annotated as metal homeostatis protein bsd2. Gene Ontology annotation, cellular component: endoplasmic reticulum; perinuclear region of cytoplasm; Golgi apparatus. The record is from RefSeq and is a predicted model, not a curated record. Bases 134 to 1183 code for a protein of 349 amino acids. NCBI's taxonomy places the organism in Eukaryota, Fungi, Ascomycota, Dothideomycetes, Pleosporales, Pleosporaceae. Gene Ontology annotation, biological process: metal ion transport; positive regulation of protein ubiquitination; ubiquitin-dependent protein catabolic process. The transcript has 3 exons.
CUAUCACAACCGCCGCCUUUCCCUCGUCCACGCCUGCUGCCCGGCCUAUUCCUACCACCAUCUCGCCUGUCGACACUCGAUAACAAACACAGCAUUGCACCCUUCACGUCACACAUCCGGUUAUCCGCGCAACAUGCCUAGCCAGGGCUACGAGAGGGUAGCCGCCCAGGACGAGGAUGAAUCUCCCCAGAGGCUGCAGGCUGGUCAGCAGUGGCCGCCUGCAUCGCCGCCACCGUCAUUCCACUCGCGCGCAUCAUCACCAAACGGCACAUCACGACGGCUGUUAUCCGAGGAUCCCGCACCAAACGAGGAAGACCGCACACUCGCCGACACGUUCGACUCGGAUUCCGACGACGACGACGAUAACGAUGGGCGCGAUGAUCGGCAGCGGCUGAUGCGGGGAACACCUAGGACAGAAGACGAGCCCGUGGCUCCGGGCAUCCAAAGGAGAGUAACGGAACUGCCAGUCUUCAACACACAGGCGCCGAGCAGCGGACGCGUCUAUGGCGGAGGCAACGGUGGUGUAUGGGCAAAUCUGAGCGCAAAGCCGACCAGAGGGGAGGACGCUGAGGAGAAGCCUCCGACCUACGAACAAGCUGCCGCAGAUGCCACGCCACCCUACUGGGAAACCACCAUCCUCGCUCCCGGCACUUUCGGCGAUGAAGUCUUCGUCGAAGGUCUUCCCGUCGGCUCCCUCUUCAGUUUCCUCUGGAACGCUAUGAUCUCCAUGUCCUUCCAACUCGUCGGCUUCCUCCUCACCUAUCUGCUCCACACUACCCACGCUGCAAAGAAUGGAUCCCGCGCUGGUCUCGGUAUCACACUCGUACAAUUCGGUUUCGGUUUCCGCUCCGCCGUACUUAGUCCGAACAACGGCAGCAAUGACAACCCUGGGCAGGGAUUCGACGGUGGCGUUCCGAACGACCCAAACGCCCACGACUUUGACCCCAACAAGGUUGGCAGUGGAAGCACGGGUGGCAGUGACAUGACACCCGCCGCGAGUGCCAUUACAGGCAGUGACUGGAUAGCAUACGGACUGAUGAUUGUCGGCUGGUUCAUCCUGAUCAAGAGUGUGUCCGACUUCAUCAGAGCAAGGCGGCAUGAACAACUCGUUCUCCAGUCUCCAGACCGGGGAUUGGGCGUAGCUGUUGUUGCCGAGGGUGAAAGCCCAGAGCGCAGUGUAUAAUUUCUUCAACAAGCCUCAGACUGGCAUUCUCUUCUCUCUCUUUAUAGCGUAUUAUUUGGUUGCAUCUAGGCACGGAGUUCUUCCUUGGUUAAAAACAGAUCGAAAGAUAUAGUUUCGCUGUUGUAGCAGCACAUCACUGUACGAUUUUCCUUGCUUGUCUACCACAUUACUAUCUAUAUCCCGGUCCCCGGGUCUCUUCUAUACGAAGUCAAUCACCUCGAAUCCUCACGUCCCAUGUUGAUGCUUUCACUUCACUGCUGACGAUGAUACUACUAUAAGGCUCAUGAUAGAUCAGCCAUGAUAGAGACAUGUUGAAUUAGUCUAUUGGUUAUUGUACAUGCACAAAUUGUGCUGGGUAUCUCGAAUCUCAAAAACGGCUAUUGCCAAAUUGCACUGCACCCGUC